Messenger RNA from Naegleria gruberi, 1725 nucleotides. RefSeq lists its product as uncharacterized. The record is from RefSeq and is a predicted model, not a curated record. The coding region runs from base 1 to 1725 and encodes 574 amino acids. The transcript has a single exon. NCBI's taxonomy places the organism in Eukaryota, Heterolobosea, Eutetramitea, Acrasida, Naegleriidae.
AUGAAAAGAACAACUACACAGGAAUCUUCGGAAGAAGCACUCUCAGAGCAAUCAUCAUCCAAAAAGCUAAAACUUGAUCAAAAUUGUCAGCUUGGUCUUUAUUCCUUGCACUCAGAUAUCAAACUUUACAUUUUAGAAUUUAUUCAAUUUUUUCUUUCUCGUCACUUGAUAGUUUCUGAAUUUGAUGAGCAUUCGUUAGAGCUUGAACAUGUUGAUGUUUCAUCGAAGGAGAAAUUGUGGGAACAUACCAAGGUGAUGGCUAGGAGACAAUUGUUAAAGUUAAUGUUUGGUUAUUUCGUGGAUGAAAGUAGACGAAUUCAUCUCCUAUUCAAGCAUGUGAAUUUUUGUGCAAGUGGUAUUUUUCAUCAACAUGAGUUGUUCACAGAGUUGAGAUUUAGAGAUUUGAAAUCAAUUGAGUAUUCGAGAAAUUACUUGUUUUCAAGUAAAUAUUUUGAUUUUAAAGAGUAUUUGCCGAGAUUGGAAGCUGUUUGGGGAUUAAAUAUUGAAGUAGAAGAGGAUGCAAAGAGUUUUCUUGCUCAUGAUUUGAGUAGAAUGAAAUCUGUUUCUUUUGGUUACCUCGAGAAAGAUGUUUGUGUACCAGAAUCUAUUGGAUUUGAAACUUUCUUUUCCAAAUUGACCAAUCUUACCACUCUCGAACUGUCUUGUGGUUAUAUUGAUGAAGAGUUUGUUUUUGCCCUGAUGAAAAGCGUAAAACAUUUGAGAAAGGCCACAUUCACAGAGGCCACCUUGAACAAUGAUGCCUUACAAAUGUUAUUGGAACAAGCAGAGUUUUUGGAGGAGUUGGAUGUUAGCAUGCCAAAUGAUUCCUUCGAUCUUGAUUAUAUAUUUGAUAGAGUCAAGAGGCCACUCAAGCUUACUAAACUUUUUGCUGAGAGUAAUGAUGUUACAGAAAAAUUCUUUGUAAAUAUUGUAAAGGCAGCAAAAUACCUUGGUAAUUUGAAAGUUUUAUCAAUCUCACCUUAUAUGAUCAAUGAUGAAGAACUUUGGAAAAAUUUAUUUAAUAGCUUCCCUCAAUUGACUGAGCUGGAACUAAGCGAUCAAACUUUAACAGAGUCAAUCAUGUCACAUAUUCAUGUAUUGAAAGAAUUACGCUCUCUGAAAUCGAAUUUAGAAACCACCAAAGGUCUUGAACUUCUUCUCCAUUUCAAGUCACUCACUCUCUCAUGCUUGACUAGAGAAACUAAUUUGGAUUUCUCCAAGCUGAACCAUUUGGAAUUUCUUGCCAUUGAUGCCUUGUACAAUACCAUAUUGGACAAUUUCGAUAAGGAUGAAAGCUUACCAAAGUUAAAGAGAGUCAAACUUUACCUUAUUAAUGAUGUUGAACGCACUAUUGAUGAAGUUAAACAAAUUGCAGAAAAAAGGCCUGAAAUUAGAUUUUCCUUGAUAUUGCAUGAAGGUGUAACUCCAGUCGAUAUCUUUGAGAGAAUUCUUUCCUGUAAAGGAAUUGAUGAAUUGGAUAGUUUUAAUGCAAAAAUUCCAGAUGCCAUUGAAACUAACUCCACCCUUAAAUCCUUAACUAUACUUAACGCGAAAUCAUUAGCUAAUUUGGAACUUUUACAAAACAACAAGACUUUGGAAGUAUUGAAUCUCUAUUCAGCGGAUAUUUUUGAAGGUGAAUAUGUGAGUGAAAUUUGUAAUUUAUUCCGUAACUCACAAGCUGAGCAUAUUUCACUUAUUGAUCCAUCUAUUGUUGGUGAACCAUAA